Molecule: messenger RNA, 4573 nt
Organism: Sardina pilchardus (European sardine)
Lineage: Eukaryota; Metazoa; Chordata; Actinopteri; Clupeiformes; Clupeidae
Gene: uba7
Product: ubiquitin-like modifier activating enzyme 7
Exons: 24
Coding region: 188-3244 (1018 amino acids)
Biological process (GO): ubiquitin-dependent protein catabolic process; protein ubiquitination; DNA damage response
Cellular component (GO): nucleus; cytoplasm
Molecular function (GO): ubiquitin activating enzyme activity
Source: RefSeq, a predicted model, not a curated record
AAAUGAAAGUGAAACAUAAGUAGCCUGGCUGUCUGUGUUGUCGUAGCAGGCUUGUCAAACUAUUUUUCCAGUUCCAUAAAGACGAAUAGUUUUUUUGAUCUGACAGUCUAUAGGGCCUACUUUUUGGAAUAGUCCUAUCAACCAACUUGCCAAUUCAGCCUCAUUUUGUUAAGAAAUAAAACGCAAGAUGGACAUCGAUGAAGUGCUUUAUUCCCGUCAACUACCCGUUCUAGGUCAUGAUGCGAUGCGCCGCAUGGGCGAAGCAGAUGUUCUCAUUUCGGGGAUGCGUGGGCUUGGAAUAGAAAUAGCCAAGAAUGUCAUCCUGGCCGGUGUUCGGUCAGUCACGGUUCAAGAUGAGGGAGUGGUGGAGUGGUAUGAUUUGUCUUCUCAGUUUUACUUGAAGAAAUAUGACCUGGGUCAGAACAGGGCCCUUAGGUGUCUCACCAGCUUGUCUCGCCUCAAUGAUCAUGUGGCCGUGGACGGCCACAGUGGACCCCUGGAUGAAAGCCUUCUCAGUAGAUUCCAGGUUGUGGUGCUCACAAAUUCUUCACUGGACGAACAGAAACGCAUUGGAGAGUUUUGCCACUCCAAGAACAUUAAGUUUAUCGUUGCUGACACUAGAGGACUGUGUGGACAGUUGUUCUGUGAUUUUGGAGAAGAGUUCAGAGUCAUAGACAUUGAUGGGGAGACCCCACUCACAGCGCUGGUUGACUCCAUCACAAAGGGAAACCCUGGAAAAGUCACCUGUGCAGAGGAGCAUAGAUUUCAUGAUGUCACGCAUAUCACCUUCUCAGGGGUGCAGGGUAUGGAGGAGCUCAACAGCUGUGGCCCUGUUGAAGUUAAGGUGCUAGAUAAUUACUCAUUCACCAUCUGCGACACCUCAAAUUUCUCAGAAUAUGAGAAAGGUGGAGUUGCGACAGAAGUUAAGAAGUCAGAGACUCUAACAUUUAAACCCCUGCCUGAGGCUCUAGAUGAAGCCCUGAGGGACCCAGAGAUUAUGGUGCCAACUGACUACGGAAAACUGGAGAGCCAUCGAACUCUGCACAUUGCCUUUCAGGCUCUACAUGACUUUGUGAAAAGCACAGGGAAUUUACCAAAGCCCAGGUCAAAGGUGGAUGCUGAUAGGCUGGUGACCUUGGCAAGAAAACUGAGCGAGGCGUCCCAACUGGAGAAGCUGGACGAGGGCGUGGUGAAGAAGCUGGCGAUGAGUGCUCGCGGUGACCUUGCCCCUGUCAAUGCUUUCAUUGGAGGACUGGGGGCCCAAGAGGUCAUAAAGGCCUGCAGUGGGAAAUUCUCUCCCUUGCAUCAGUGGCUGUAUUUCGACGCCCUGGAGUGCCUCCCCGAGGAGAGUGAGAAGGAGGAUGAGGAUGAGGAAGAGGCCCUAACGGAAGACGAGUGCGCCCCAGAAGGGUGUCGCUAUGAUGGACAGAUUGCUGUGUUUGGAUCAGCCUUUCAGGAGAAGCUGGGCAGACAGAAAUAUUUUUUGGUUGGUGCUGGUGCCAUUGGCUGUGAGCUGUUAAAGAAUUUUGCCUUGAUUGGCUUGGGAGCUGGAGAGGGUGGGAACAUCACUGUGACUGACAUGGACUCCAUUGAACGAUCAAAUCUGAAUCGACAAUUUUUGUUUAGGUCACAGGACAUUGGGAGGCAGAAAGCUGAGGUGGCAACACGGGUGGCACGGGACAUGAACCCGAAGCUGAAUGUCACGGCUCACCAGAACCGGCUGGGCCCAGAGAGUGAGGGCGUUUACGGGUACAGCUUCUUCAGAGGCCUUGAUGGUGUAGCCGCAGCCCUGGACAAUGUUGAUGCUAGAGUCUACCUGGAUAAGCUCUGUGUGCAGCACUUGAAGCCCAUGCUGGAGGGAGGCACCCUGGGGACCAAGGGCUCCACCGUGGUGGUGGUUCCCCGCCUCACUGAGUCCUACGGCCCCGCCACCCCAGGCACAGCCACGGCCAUCCCCCUGUGCACCCUCAAGAACUUCCCCCAGCGCAUAGAGCACACCCUGCAGUGGGCCAGAGACCAGUUUGAGGGCAUUUUCAAGCACACUGCAGAGCAUGUGAACCAAUACCUGAGUGAUGACAGCUUCUUGUCGCGCUUGGAGCAGCGCAGCGAGGCGGAAGCCCUGGAGGUGCUGGAGGACGUCAGCGGCAGCCUGGGUGACCUCCGACCCCAGAGCUGGGAGGACUGCGUCCGCUGGGCCCGACUGCGCUGGGAGACCCUCUACAACCACGACAUCAGGCAGCUUCUCCACUGCUUCCCUCCCAACGCGCUGACCAGCUCGGGGCUGCCAUUCUGGACGGGUGCUAAGCGAUGUCCUCAUCCCCUGACCUUCGACCCCGAGUGUACCACCCAUAUGGAUUUCGUGGUGGCCGCCGCCAACCUCUACGGCCAGACGUACGGCAUCAAUGGCAGCCGCGACCGCGCCGCCAUCCGGGUCGCCCUGGGGAAGGUCCGCGUGCCGGCGUUUGCUCCCAAGUCCUCGGUGAAGAUCCACGUGACCGACAAGGAGAUGGAGGAAGACAAAGGGAAAGACGUGGACACAGCCCGACUGGAGGCUCUGAAGGCCGAGCUGACCCCCACCCAGCCCGACCGCCAGGCGAUGAAGAUGUCCCCGCUGGAGUUUGAGAAGGAUGACGACAGUAAUUUCCAUAUGGACUACAUUGUCGCAGCCUCCAACUUGCGAGCAGAGAACUACGACAUCCCAACGGCAGAUCGGCUGAAGAGCAAGCUCAUCGCCGGCCGCAUCAUCCCGGCCAUCGCCACGACGACGGCGGCCGUGGCGGGCCUGAUGUGUCUGGAGCUCUACAAGCUGGUGCAGGGACACCGCCGCCUCCGCUCCUUCCGCGUCGCCUACAUCAACCUGGCCGUGCAGAUGUGCGUGAUGUCCACUCCCAGCAAGCCCCGGUCAUUCACGGUGGCGGGGAGGCAGUACUCCCUGUGGGACAGCUUCCUGGUCCAGGGCAGGCCGGACGGCCAGCAGGAAAUGACCUUGGGGCGACUGCUGGAGCACAUCAAGCAAACACAUAACCUGCAGGUGUGUCGUCUUUACUAUGGGAGAGCAUUAUUGUACAACGCUGAAUCGGAUCACAGGCACAGACUACUGCAGAGGGUGACUGAAGUGGUGAGCAGUGUCACAAAGACAGAGAUCCCUCCCCAUGUGGAGAUGCUGGAGAUGGUGCCCUCGUUUGUAGAGGAAGAAGACGGAGACAGUGACGAGAUCCCCCCCAUACAAUAUGUUCUCGUAUGACCUUUACAAAAAUAGGGUCAUCUCUUAUCGUCCACCUCUUCGGUUCAUUCACAUGUCUAUUUGUUUUGUGAUCUUCAGGACAGAUUAGUCAUAGUAGUUAUUUAAAUUAAAGACCAGUUCAAUUGAGAAAUGAGAAUAGGGUCCAAAUAACGUUAAACAUUUGGUUUGUAAAAUUGUUAAAUGAAUUCUUAUAUUAUACAAUUCGUAUAGAAAAAUUAGUAUCAUUUGUUGUCGGAUGUGUUGUCUGGUAUGCCUUCCUGCCUUGCCAGAGUUACUCACUGAGGUUAAUGUAAGCAAAGAACAUCAAACUGAUAGCUUGAUGAAAUACCUGCAUCUGUAUCCCGCUAUUAUUUCACCAAUGGGGAAGAAUGAGGAAACAGGCUUAUAUACCGGCAAAUGGCCAAGCAUCAGUCAUCCUUCUUCACACUUGCACCGACCUGUCUAUACAGCCUAAAGACCAGUGUUUUCCUAACAGUAAUCUAACAUAAUUGGGUCUUGCUUGUUUUGUUAGCAUGAUUGUGCAGUGCUACAGUGCUAAUCACAACUGUGACUGACUUUCUGUAGCGACCUUGGGGCUUAAAACAGGCAGGGGAAUUUAUAUAGCUUAGGAGAUUUAAUGUAAAACAGUAAGGUUGGAAAUGUUGUCUGUGUAUAAAGACUAAAUGAAAAUCCACCUCUAAGAACAAAGAUGACGGCAUUUAUGUGUCACAUCAAUACACAUACAUAUGCUGAAUAUGUGGUCACCUUCUGUAGGUCUAACUUGGCUUAUUUUCUUUGUGUAGGCGGUUUUGUUUAGGGUGUGAGCUCUCCUCAGACAAAAACAGAAUUCCCCCGCAUGACAUGCUGACCAGGCUUCUCAUCAUUGUGAACUCCACUUCAGUGUCUCUUAUUCCAGUCUUAACUCUUUUCAGCAGGCCUAGACAAACACUGUAAACCUCCAGUCAAGCCCAUUCAGAUUCAGGAGCCGCUUUGAAGUGCUGAAUGAAUUAAGUAUUUAACUGUGAACAAGUCGAGGAGGCUGUCCUAAGGCUGUCAUUAGGGGACUCUGCUUUUCUUCUAUUAAGCAUUAUGGGAACAUGGAGAGUUGUUUUGGUAGACAUCCAUUCUCUCCACUGACUUGUAACUGUUGAAUUGUUGUCACUGUGAAUUUCCAGGACAGUCCAAUAAUGACGUAUGUGAAAUGUGGACAUUCUUCCAUAAGUCUCUUAACACAUUCCAGCAUGGAUGCAGUGUAAUAUGUUAUUCCAGCAUUAAUUUAAUGUAACAUGAUACUUAUGUAAUGUGUCCUCUUAAAACUGAUUUCUACUCAAUAAAUUGAAGUUUAUUUGU